Molecule: messenger RNA, 825 nt
Organism: Ostertagia ostertagi
Lineage: Eukaryota; Metazoa; Nematoda; Chromadorea; Rhabditida; Trichostrongylidae
Source: the annotation of a GenBank genome assembly
AUGGGCCACGACGAGGGCACUCCUCUCGUUGCCACCUACAAGACACAACGGCCACCAUGGAUUGGACUGUGGAGUAGCCGUGAAUACAAGGGUCGCCCGGAUUGGUGGAAGGAGGCCGGUGUUCGGGAUGAUGUUGUUCGUAGCGGAAAGCUGCGUUUGGUACGUCACCGCUAUAAGGAGGAAGAUCCGGUGUUCUUUGAUCCUAAGGUCCCUGAUGGAACAUCUAAUUCUGGUCCGAUUGGCCUUGAUUCGAUGUACCAUAACAAUAUCACUAUUAAAGCCGACCAACCAGGAAGUUUGGAAGACUUCCAAACAAAGAUGUGGAAGAGUUCCCAUCAGUAUAAAAAUAUUGUCGAAAAAUUCGAUAUAAGCAAGGAACAUCCGGGAUUCGAUGUUAAUCCGGCUCUCAGCGAGCUACUUAACAGUAAGCGCAUCGAUUCAUUUUCAGCUUCUCUUCACUAUAACUCUAAGCUUGCAGUUCCAAAAUGGGAGCUCGGUCGUGGGGGAUUCUUCACCAACCACUGGUACCACUUUGGACCACGAUUCUUCGAAAAACCACUGAAUGAGGCUGCUCAUGAGAAGGGUCUGGCUAUGGCAAAAUACACCGCGAUGCUAAUGCUGCCGUACACGAUGUGUGAGAUUAAAUCAACUGGCUCGGUACCAGCCGAGAAAUUUAGACCAAGGACUUUCUUUAAGCGCUAUUUUCAACUUAUGCCAAAGCCUGCCAUCCUGGCUUUCACUUGGGGAGUUUCACUUUCUGCUGCAGCAACUUACCGUAACAAGGUAAGUUCCGAGAGUGUUACCAUUUUUAUUAGUUUUCCUUCA